Molecule: messenger RNA, 3603 nt
Organism: Salvelinus sp. IW2-2015
Lineage: Eukaryota; Metazoa; Chordata; Actinopteri; Salmoniformes; Salmonidae
Source: RefSeq, a predicted model, not a curated record
AUGGGUCCUAUUUGGAAUGAACUCAGCCCUAAUCCGUCUGAGAGCUCUGUUUACAGAGGAGAUCAGUGUUUCAACGGGGUAUUAGAUGUGCAGAUUGCAGCACCCACUGCCCCAAGUACCCCCACGCAGAACCCCCAAUCCCCCAGUAUCCCCCCACCAGCACCCCAUCCCCAAGUUUACCCCCACCAGAACCCCAAUCCCCCAGUCUUUACCCCACCAGCACCCCAUCCCCCAGUUUACACCCACCAGCACCCCACUCCCCAGUUUACCCCACCAGCACCCCCCAUCCCCAGUUUUACCCCACCAGCACCCCAAUCCCCCAGUUUACCAACACCAGUACCCCACUUCCCCCAGUUUACCCCCACCAGCACCCCACUCCCCAGUUUACCCCCACCAGACCCCAUCCCCCAGUUUUACCCCCACCAGCACCCCAUCCCCCAGUUUACCCCCACCAGCACCCCACUCCCCCAGUUUACCCCCCACCGCACCCCACCACUGCCCCCAGGUUUACCCCACCAGACAACCCCCAAUCCCCCAGUGUUAACCCCCACAGAGCACCCCACAUUCUCCCAGCCCACUCCCAUUAGCCCCACCACCCACACGCCACCCACUCCCCCAGUUUACCCCCACCAGCACCCCACUCCGCCACAGUUACCCCCACCCCAGCACCGUCACCCCACCCUCCAUCCCAGACCCCAGCUCUCCACCACGCACCCUUACCUCCCAGGACCCCAAUCCCAACCCAGUUUACCCCCACCAGCACCCCAUUCCCAGUUUACCAACACCAGCCACCCCACUUCCCCACGCACUCGUUUACCCCCCACCAGCACCCCACUCCCCCAGUUUCACCCACCAGACCAUCCCCCAGUUACCUAUCUCACAUCACACCCACUCCCCGUAGCCCCAUCAUUACCCCCACCAGAACCCCACCUCUCCCCAGUUUACCCCCACCAGCACACGCCCCAACUCCCCCAGUUUACCCCCACCAAGCACCCCCCUCCCGUCCCCACAGUUACCCCACCAGAACCCCACUCCCCCAGUUUACCCCCACCAGCACCCCACUCCCCCAGUUUACCACCACCAGAACCCCACUCCCCCACCAGUUUCCCCCACCAGAUCAGCACCCCUCCCCCAAUUAACCCCACCAAGCACCCAUCCCCCAGUUUCCCCACCAGACCCCACUCCCCAUUUAACCCCACCCAGACACCCUCCCCACAUUUUACACCCACCCAACCCCAUUCCCCCAGUUUACCCACCACCAGCACCCCCACCCCCAGUUACCCCCACCAGAAACCCCAUUCCCCAGUUACCCCCCCAGCACCCACUCCCCAGUUGACCCCACCAGACCCAUCCCCCAGUUUACCCCACCAGCAACCCCACUUCCCCAGUUUACCCCCACCAGCACCCCACUCCCCCAGUUACCCACAGAACCACCCACUCCCCAGUCCUGGUCUGGAGAAGGUUGGUCGGGACUCGAGCUACGAGCAGGAGGGGAAGGUGCAGUUUGUGAUGGAUGCUGUGUAUGCUAUGGCCCAUGCCCUGCACCGGAUGCACCGGGAACUCUGCUAUGGAUACCCAGGCCUGUGCCCAAAGAUGGCCAACAUCGACGGCAAGGAACUACUCAGCCAUAUCAGAGCUGUCAACUUUAAUGGUAGAGGCCAUGCAGUGGCGGGCAGGCGACCCGUCCCUCCCGGCAUCUGUGUGCAGCGUACCCUGCCGGAUGGGUGAGAGGAAGAAGAUCGUGAAGGGCGUGCCGUGCUGCUGGCACUGCGAGCGCUGCGAUGGCUAUCACUUCCAGGCCAGCGAGUUCAGCUGUGAACUGUGCCCCUACGAACAGCGCCCCGACGCCAACCGAACGGGCUGCCAGAACAUCCCCAUCAUCAAGCUGGAGUGGCACUCGCCSUGGGCCGUCAUUCCCGUCUUCAUCUCAAUGCUAGGCAUCAUCRCCACCACCUUCGUUAUCGUCACCUUCGUCCGCYACAACGAAACGCCCAUCGUCAGGGCGUCCGGCCGUGAGAUGAGCUACGUGCUGUUGACGGGCAUUUUCCUGUGUUAUGCAAUCACCUUCCUGAUGAUCGCGGCRCCYGAYGUGGGCGUGUGUUCCUUCCGGAGGAUCUUUCUGGGUCUGGGGAUGUGCUUCAGCUACGCGGCYCUCCUCACCAAGACCAACCGUAUCCAYCGCAUCUUCGAGCAGGGGAAGAMGUCSGUCAGCGCCCCCCGGUUCAUCUCCCCGGCCUCCCAGCUGGUCAUCACCUUCUCCCUGAUCUCGGUGCAGCUCCUGGGGGUGUUUGUGUGGUUCGCCGUGGACCCGCCGCACACCUUCGUGGACUACGGCGAGCAGCGGACCCAGGACCCGGCGGCGGCUCGCGGCGUGCUGAAGUGCGACAUCUCCGACCUGUCCCUGAUCUGCUCCUUGGGCUACUCCAUCCURCUGAUGGUCACAUGCACUGUUUACGCCAUCAAGACCAGGGGAGUGCCGGAGACCUUCAACGAGGCCAAGCCAAUUGGAUUUACCAUGUACACUACCUGCAUAAUCUGGCUGGCGUUUAUCCCUAUCUUCUUCGGGACGGCACAGUCGGCGGAGAGGAUGUACAUCCAGACCACCACCCUGACUAUCUCGCUCAGCCUCAGCGCCUCUGUCUCUCUGGGGAUGCUGUACAUGCCCAAGGUCUACGUCAUCAUCUUCCACCCGGAGCAGAACAUCCCCAAGCGUAAACGCAGCUUCAAGGCCAUCGUCACCGCCGCCACCAUGUCAGGCAAGCUGCAGAAGGGAGGUGACCGGCCCAACGGAGAGGUCCAGACGGAGCUGUGUGAGAGCAUGGAGACCAACAGUGACUUCAUCAACUAAGACGACAUAUGUCAGCUACAGUAAUCAUGCCAUCUGAACAUCUUAACAGCACCAAAGUGGAGGGAGGGUCCCCACGGGCGAGAACAGCUGAGGAAAGGAGCUGUCACUCAGACAGACAGAUGACGGACUGACGGACAGAUGGAACUCCCACCGCCACCUCUAACCCAAGCAUGAGACAUUUUAUAUUGUUCUGACAGCAUCAAACCGACUCACUACCACCAGAGAGGCGGGACCACAAAGACCAACCACCAAUCAGUGGGCCCUGUUCGCUCUCUUCCUGUAAAUCACAGCACAACGGUCCUGCCAUAAACCUUGAACUAACCGUGAAAAAAAAGAGAAUGCAGGCUCUCCACUGCAGGCUCUAUGGUCCAGAGAAAAAAAUGAAUACAAAAGAAAAACAUAACAAAASAAAACAGUGUAAAAGUUAUACAUAAGGGAAAUGUAUAUGGGAGAUAAAAAGACAUUAAAAGAGUUUAAAAAAUUUAAAUAUUUAAAAGAGAAAAUAGAAGAAACUAUGAGAAUCGACCAUGAUGUUUAUUGUUAUUCUACUUGUAAGUAUUUUUGUGGUUGUGAAGAUUUUUUCAUUCUUGUCCCAUCUGUCGUGCGACCUUGCAUACUCAGAAAGUUUGUCUCUUGUAUCGAUUGGCUAACUGGAUGGGUAGCCCUGGCUUGUGAAUCUGUAAAUGCCCUGGUUGAAGCAUGCCAGUUUUUAUACAAAUGAUUUAUUUAUAAUAAAGGAAUGUUUUGCAAAUGUG